AUGUUCCAAGAGGUGCAAUUGCCCUCUGGUGGGUCCUACGAGCAGCCUUUGGGUUUGUUCAUCAACAACGAGUAUGUAGCGUCGUCUUGCGACGAGAUAAUAGAGUCCAUGGACGCUUCGACGGGGAAGGUUAUCGCAGCAGUGCAGGCAGCAGACGCCAAGAUCGACGUCGACAGAGCCGUGGACGCGGCCCGCAAGGCAUUUCCCGGCUGGCGUGACACCCCGGCCGCGCAGAAACGGGAUCUGCUGCUGAAACUGGCGUUUUUGGUCGAGCGGAAUGUGGACACGCUCGCGCAGGUGGAGUCGCUCGACAGUGGCAAGCCACUGGCGACCAACGCCAAGGGCGACAUCUUGGGCGUCGCGGAGGCCCUCAAGUACUACGCUGGCUGGGUGGACAAGGCGCAGGGCCAGUCUUUCAGCCCGGAUCCCCGGACGCUCACGUACACCAUUCACCAGCCGCUCGGUGUGGUUGGGUGCAUCAUUCCCUUCAACUAUCCGCUGGCGAUGAUGGCGUGGAAGUGGACGGCCAUCGCCACGGGGAACACGGCUGUGUUCAAAAGUGCGGAACAGACCCCACUUUCCAUUUUGUAUUUUGCGCAGUUGGUCAAAGAAGCGGGCUUUCCUCCCGGUGUGUUCAACGUCCUGUCCGGAACGGGUGCCAAGGUCGGUGACGCGAUCGCCAGGCACCUCGGAAUUGACAAGAUUGCCUUCACAGGGUCCACCGCGGUGGGCCAGUUGAUCCAACAGACUGCUGCUGUCAAUCUGAAGCCUGUGACGCUGGAAUGUGGCGGCAAAUCACCCAACCUGGUGUUUGCGGACGCUGACUUCGAGCAGGCAGUCAAAUGGACAGCGCAGGGCAUCUUCUCCAACAUGGGCCAGAUUUGCUCCGGUACCUCUAGAUGUUUUGUGCAAGACUCUGUCUACGACAAGUUUGUAGAAGCCCUGGCGAAACAUGUCGAGGAAAAAUACGUGGUCGGACCCCCUGCGGACCCUAAAGUGGUUGUCGGCCCGCAGAUUUCCAAGGUCCAACAGGAACGCAUUCAAUCCUAUAUCAAGAAGGGCAUGGAGCAAGGCUGCCGGGUGGCACUCGGUGGCCUGGGACUACCGGAUGCUAUCGCAAACUCCCAGGAGCACAAGUCCGGGUAUUUCGUCAAGCCCACGAUUCUGGCCGAUGUGACGUCUAAACACAUCGUGGCCCGCGAAGAGAUUUUUGGACCCGUCAUUGUCGUGGGUAAGUUUUCGACCUAUGAAGAAGCCUUGGAGGUUGCUAAUGAUUCCACCUAUGGGCUGGGGUCUGCCAUUUUCACCCAGGACAUAACGAGAGCUCACGACUUCGCAAACAAGGUAGAAGCCGGAAUCUGCUACAUCAACUCUUCCAAUCAACUUGAUUUUGCCUUGCCCUUUGGUGGUGUCAAGAUGAGCGGUCACGGCCGCGAGCUUGGCGAGUACGGCUUAGCCAAUUUUACCAACGUGAAGGCCGUAUACGUGAACUUGGGAAGCAAGCUAUAG
Molecule: messenger RNA, 1509 nt
Organism: Lachancea dasiensis
Lineage: Eukaryota; Fungi; Ascomycota; Saccharomycetes; Saccharomycetales; Saccharomycetaceae
Source: the annotation of a GenBank genome assembly